CGGGAAGGACGAGCGCGGCCGCGGGCCUCGGCCGUUUGUGGCGGCUGUGCCGUUCCCCGCUCACUGCGCCUUUCAGCUGCGCGCCCGAUGGAGCUCUCCUGCCAGGCACUGCGAGCCGCGCGCCAGGCGAGAGAGGCGCAGCCCCUCUACUGGAAUACACCACCAGCCCGUCUGGUUCCUUUGUCUCCAAAGCCAGAAGGAAACUGUUACCGAUCUGUGUAGUGAUCUGCAAAACGCAUUUCCAACGGAUGAGAAAUGUUCAAACCGACCCCCAGCCCUUUCCUCCUUUUGCCACCAGAUGUCCCCACGUUUGCAGCAAAACCCCAGAAAAUAGCCGCUCUGCUGGGCCGCUGUUGGCCUGCUCCACCCAGCGCCUUUUACAGACUGUGCUAUCUCCAGUGUGUACAUUGGCAGCAGGAUGCUGUAUGUUAUCUGUAAGAGCCCUACCCUCACAUGCCCAGCAGCCUGAAUCAGGUGGAGAUCCACAGUCACAGCAAGGCCGAUGAGCUGCGAGCAGAAGCUCGGCGGAGAAGUCUCCUCAUUCUCAUUUUGCAUUACUUAAUGGAGGAAGGGUACAUGGAUGCUGCAAAUGCUUUAGAACAAGAGACAAAAUUAGGCUUACGUGGCUUUGAAGUUUGUGACAACGUUGACCUCGAGACAAUUUUGAUGGAAUAUGAAAGCUAUUACUUUGUAAAAUUUCAGAAGUACCCUAAAAUCACAAAAAAGAUCGUGGACACAGCAGAAAACAAACAACAGCUGGGAAAUGGAGGAAGGCAAAGAAGGGCAGCAAGCUCUCAGAAUCUCCCAAGGAUCAAGCAGCAGCCGAUGCAACAACCAUCAUCAAAAACUUCACUGGGGGGCACAGAAAUAAAAUCACCCACCAAGGAGAGCCCCAAACAGGUUGAAAAUAAUGAGAGCACAGUUACUCUGGAGCAAUCUGACUUUGGCUUAAGCAUCUCAGCAGUCAACAGAACUGGAGGAGGAGGAGGAGGAGAAGGCCCUCGCCCAAGAAGGGGCCAAACAGUUGACUUCCAUGGGAUGAUCCAGGAUGCUGUCAAAGUAUCGUCAAAUGGAAUAGGCUUAAGCAGCCUUAAUUGGGGUCCAGACCCAUCAGAACGCUUACUGAAGCCCCUUAGUGCUUUUAUGGGCAUGAAUGGUGAGAUGAGAGAACUUGCAACUGUUGUAAGCAAAGACAUUUAUCUCCAUAACCCAAACGUGAAGUGGGAUGAUAUCAUUGGCCUGGAUGCAGCUAAGAGGCUCGUCAAGGAAGCUGUUGUUUAUCCUAUAAGGUACCCACAGCUAUUUACAGGCAUUCUGUCUCCAUGGAAAGGCUUAUUGCUGUAUGGACCACCAGGUACUGGGAAAACGUUGCUUGCUAAGGCUGUUGCCACAGAAUGCAACACAACAUUUUUCAACAUAUCAGCGUCCACCAUUGUCAGCAAAUGGAGAGGUGAUUCAGAAAAGCUGGUCCGAGUGCUGUUUGAGCUUGCACGGUACCACGCUCCUUCCACGAUUUUCUUGGAUGAGCUGGAGUCUGUGAUGAGUCAAAGAGGCACUGUUUCUGGCGGUGAACACGAAGGAAGUCGGCGGAUGAAAACGGAAUUACUGGUGCAGAUGGAUGGCUUGGCCCGAUCUGAUGAUCUUGUAUUUGUUUUAGCAGCUUCCAAUCUGCCAUGGGAGCUGGACUCUGCCAUGCUGCGGCGGCUGGAGAAAAGGAUUUUGGUCGACCUCCCAAAUCAAGAGGCACGGCAGGCAAUGAUCCAGCACUGGCUGCCACCUCUGAGCAAUAGUGGAGGAGUGGAGCUGAGAACAGACCUGGACUACAGCUUGCUGGGCCAGGAAACCGAUGGGUACUCUGGCUCAGACAUCAGACUCGUCUGCAAGGAAGCAGCCAUGAGACCAGUGAGGAAGGUUUUCGAUGCUCUUGAAAACCAUCAACCAGGUAACAGUAACUUAGCUACGAUCCGCUUGGACACGAUCACCACAGCAGAUUUCCUGGAUGUGAUCACCCACACCAAGCCUUCAGCAAAGAAGCUCAGCCAGAAGUACGCAGCUUGGCAGAGAGAGUUUGAAUCGGUCUGAAAAGAAAAAUCCCAAAAGACUGAACACUUCAAAGA
Molecule: messenger RNA, 2117 nt
Organism: Numida meleagris (helmeted guineafowl)
Lineage: Eukaryota; Metazoa; Chordata; Aves; Galliformes; Numididae
Gene: KATNAL2
Product: katanin catalytic subunit A1 like 2
Exons: 17
Coding region: 454-2082 (542 amino acids)
Molecular function (GO): protein binding; ATP binding; ATP hydrolysis activity
Source: RefSeq, a predicted model, not a curated record